GCGCGGGACGUUGCCGCGGCAACCAACGCUGCGGCCAUGGGCGAGCUGGGUUCCGAUGAUGCCGCCGGGAACACGUACAGCUUGCGACCCAGCCUCCAGCGCCGAUUUAAAUCAUCCACAGUAAAAGAAUGCAUCCACGCAAUACUGAAGGAAAAGCUGGCCAAUGUACAGUACAUACCAGAAGACAUGCCUCAGCUUACAGUGUCCUUAUCAGAGACAAUAAAAGACAGACUGAAAGAGGAGGGAUUUGACAGGUACAAAAUGGUGGUGCAGGUUGUGAUUGGAGAGCAGAGAGGAGAAGGAGUAAAUAUGGGUGCACGAUGUUUCUGGGAUGCUGACACUGACAGCUAUGCUCAUGAUGUGUUCAUGAAUGACAGCCUGUUUUGUGUGGUAGCUGCCUUUGGCUGCUACUACUACUGAAGGUGGUAAAUGCUGAACAGAAGGACAGAGGUGGUGGAGAACACUUUAGGGUGGGUUUUGUUAACAGACACAAAAGCAUCAUGUUCUUCCUUCACUGCCUAACAAAACAACAGCUCUACAAAGCAUGUCCUGCAUCUGUUCCUACACACUACAAUGUUCCUUAUUCCUUGUAGAUAUUUAUACAGCUUUAAGCACAAUAUUUUUAUGUCCUUUAUUUAAAUUGUCCUUUGGUUUUAUAUAGUGUUGGGAUGUCCUAAAAGGGUAUUGCCCAGAGCUGUUUCUUCUAAGGCAAACUCAACUUGCCCCUUGAAAGGGUUGUGUUGCUUUUGGUUUUAUUAUUGUUUUCUGAAAUGAAUGAAAUCUUUAUAAGAAAUGUAACAUAAUAAAUCUAUGUAUUUAAUAUUUCCUCCCCUGGGGGUUGCCCCUUGCCAUUUCCACUGUUGGUCCUUUUCCUUUGCUUUAAAAGGGGCAGUAGCCUCAGGAGCUUCUCUGUGCUUCUCAGAUGAGCAUUUUAUGAGCAUUC
Dryobates pubescens (Downy woodpecker) is the source of this 943-nucleotide messenger RNA. It is a transcript of the gene DYNLT2B, whose product is annotated as dynein light chain Tctex-type 2B. The transcript is spliced from 5 exons. Gene Ontology annotation, biological process: microtubule-based movement. Gene Ontology annotation, molecular function: dynein intermediate chain binding. Bases 37 to 420 code for a protein of 127 amino acids. Lineage: Eukaryota; Metazoa; Chordata; Aves; Piciformes; Picidae. Gene Ontology annotation, cellular component: cytoplasmic dynein complex; cytoplasm. The record is from RefSeq and is a predicted model, not a curated record.